Salmo salar (Atlantic salmon) is the source of this 774-nucleotide messenger RNA. It is a transcript of the gene tmeda, whose product is annotated as Transmembrane emp24 domain-containing protein 10. NCBI's taxonomy places the organism in Eukaryota, Metazoa, Chordata, Actinopteri, Salmoniformes, Salmonidae. The record is from RefSeq and is marked provisional.
CGGCUUGUAGCCAUGGCUCGGUUCGCUGCCCUAUUGCUUUUACCUGUUCUCAUUGAAUCGGUAUUUUCGAUUUCUUUCUUUCUACCUGUAAAUUCAAGGAAAUGUCUACGGGAAGAGAUCCACAAAGACGUGCUCGUCACGGGGGAGUAUGACAUCAACGACGAGACCAACACCAAAACCAACCUGAAGAUCACAGACUCAUCAGGACACAUUCUCUACUCGAAGGAAGAUGCAACGAAAGGGAAGUUUGCCUUCACAACAGAGGAUUAUGACAUGUUUGAAGUGUGCUAUGAGAGCAAGUCACCAAUGGGAACUGGGAGAGUCCCAGACCAGCUGGUUAAUCUGGACAUGAAGCACGGCGUGGAGGCCAAGAACUACGAGGAGAUCGCCAAGGUGGAGAAGCUGAAGCCCCUGGAGGUGGAGCUAAGGCGGCUGGAGGACCUAUCAGAGUCCAUUGUCAACGACUUUGCCUACAUGAAGAGGAGAGAGGAGGAGAUGAGGGAUACCAACGAGUCCACCAACACCCGCGUCCUGUACUUCAGCAUCUUCUCUAUGUGCUGUCUGAUUGGCCUGGCUACCUGGCAGGUCUUCUACCUACGACGCUUCUUCAAGGCAAAGAAGCUCAUCGAGUAGAGAGGCAUCACCACUCCGCCCAGGGAGAGCAGCCAAUGCUCACCCGAUCAACCUCCACCCUCCUUGGACUAACUUCACCAAAACUAGAGCUGUGUCCGAAAUGACUGGAGGAGAUGGAGACCCGCGCACUGUCGAGGGGGG